Messenger RNA from Seminavis robusta, 1301 nucleotides. The record is from the annotation of a GenBank genome assembly. NCBI's taxonomy places the organism in Eukaryota, Bacillariophyta, Bacillariophyceae, Naviculales, Naviculaceae.
GCUCCUUCUAAACGGCGUGUGGCGAUAAUCACUUUUAUCCCGGAUGUCAUUCCAAACUCCACGCUGCAGCAACUCCAUCUCUCACCUCUUCGAUCAUCCAUCUUCAUCGUCGUAGACCAUCCAUCAUCUAUCUUGGAACCCUCCUCCAUCAUCGUCUGUACUAUAUGGCAAACUAGGCUAGUAGCAAAGAUAGCGAGUUUCACUGUACAAUAGGCCGGCCACACAGCAAUCCACACAGAAUGAUAGCCCCAUCAUUAUGCGGUGGUUUCCUCUCCGAUAAACGAGCACUGGUGGCGUUUACAUGGACCAUCGCAACUGUCAUGACAUUGCUGGCUUUUCUGCUGGCGGUGAUCCUCACAUGUCAAGUGCACGCUCACUACAUGCGGAUGGAGAGAUAUUACGAAUCACAACUGACAGACGACUAUUAUCAACGGAACAAUGAUGGAUGUGAAGAAGAAGAAGGGGGUGAGGGAGAAGACGAAGGAGAAGGCGAGGAAGAGGGAUGCAAUCAUGGAAGUCAAGAUCAAAAUUCAGCGGAUCGACAAAUAGAGUACCUGAUGCAGCUGGCCAGUAUAUCAUCCAACAGCAUGACUUUUGUGGCUCUCUACACAAUGGCUAUGGCUGUGGCUCUCUCGUUGUUUGGGUCAACAGCGAUUGUUGGCUUUACAUCAUUACGAGGCGAUUACAUAGCGCCAUGUUUCUCCACUACUGGGUCUUCCAAGCUGAGGCUAGGCAUCUUUGGAGGGGCUAUUGUUAUAUUUGCCAACUUGCUGCUAGUUUGCGCAGUGGUGUUUGGUGAAGUCCGAGUUGAGGACUGGAGACAAGAUGGAAGAGAGGGCGAAGAUAACAAGACAGAACCCUAUGAAAUUGAAAGGUUAGCCACGGUUCUUGCUGUAACCUGCAUGUUCUUGGCAGCAUUGUAUACUGUCUUUUCGGUACUGCUGUUUCUUUAUUUUGGAAAUGAAGAAAUUGACGAGAACACUUUGGAUCAAACAACAACCCAUACCAACAAACCUCUGGUGACUAUAUCAAAUGACUUGAGAACAGACAAGUUCAUCACCAUGGAAGAGAAUUCUACAUAGUCAAAGACGCACCCUGCUACUGCUACCCUACCGAUAUCUGGAGGAUUGCAUUCCCUUCCAUGUCCUGAUCCUAUUUCCAGGCAGACUCUUCUUUCCUAGCUACUGUAUGCUAUGGCUAGACUACCGGGUACCCACAGAAUGGAUUCUAUAAUCCGUCUCCAUCUCAGCUCAACUAGAAUAGUCGUCUAUUCAACCUGUAGAACUACACAAUUCUUUAUC